CUGGUUGGUUGGUUGGUUGGUUUUGGGUUUCUGUACAUUUUUGGGCAGACCCAACCCAAAUGGCUCCCUCUGUUUUCCCUUCCUCUGUUUUCCUUUCUUCUUUGCUUAUCCUUGUUCUCUUUUCCUUCACUAUCUCUCUCCAUUGCAAUGCCUACCCUUCUCAUCACAACCCUCUUCGUCCCCACCGCCAUCAUCCUCGCUUUGCGUCUCACAACUACAGAGAUGCUCUCGCAAAAUCUAUUCUCUUCUUUGAAGGUCAGAGGUCUGGGAAGCUCCCUCCUAACCAGAGGAUGACUUGGAGGAGAGACUCUGGUCUCUCAGAUGGCUCUGCCAUGAAAGUUGAUUUGGUUGGAGGGUACUAUGAUGCUGGGGACAAUGUGAAGUUUGGGUUUCCCAUGGCAUUCACAACCACCAUGCUCUCAUGGAGUGUGAUUGAGUUUGGUGGGUUGAUGAGAGGUGAGUUGCAGAAUGCCAAACAAGCUAUUCGUUGGGGUACGGAUUAUCUUCUCAAAGCCACUGCCCAACCAGACACCAUCUAUGUCCAGGUGGGUGAUGCAAACAGGGACCAUGCUUGUUGGGAGAGACCUGAAGACAUGGACACCCCAAGAAGUGUGUUCAAAAUAGACAGAAACACCCCAGGUUCUGAAGUUGCAGCUGAAACUGCUGCUGCUCUAGCAGCAGCUUCUUUAGUCUUCAGGAGGUGUGACCCCACUUACUCCAAGCUCUUAGUCAUCAGAGCUAUCAGGGUGUUUGAGUUUGCUGAUAAGUACAGAGGUUCUUACAGCAACGGGUUGAAGAAAUUUGUUUGCCCCUUUUAUUGUUCUUAUUCUGGGUACCAGGAUGAGCUGUUGUGGGGUGCUGCUUGGUUGCACAAAGCUACCAGGAAUCCUACUUAUCUAAACUACAUUCAAGUGAACGGGCAAACCCUUGGGGCUGAUGAGUCUGACAAUACAUUUGGGUGGGACAACAAGCAUGUUGGGGCUAGGAUUAUUCUCUCCAAGGCAUUUCUGGUACAAAAGGUCCAGUCCCUCCAUAGUUACAAAGGUCAUGCAGAUAACUACAUCUGUUCUCUCAUACCUGGGAACCCCUUCUCCCAAGCCCAGUACACCCCAGGAGGGCUUCUGUUCAAGAUGGAUGACAGUAACAUGCAGUAUGUGACUUCCACUGCCUUCCUGCUUGUAACCUAUGCCAAGUACUUAACCUCCGCUCAUAUGAUUGUUAAUUGCGGUGGAACCAUUGUUACCCCCAAGAGGCUCCGAACCAUUGCCAAAAAACAGGUGGACUACCUGCUAGGAGAUAAUCCCCUGAAGAUGUCCUACAUGGUUGGCUAUGGUGCAAGGUACCCACAGAGGAUCCACCAUAGGGGAUCAUCCCUGCCGUCCAUUACUGCACACCCAGCUAAGAUCCAUUGCUCUUCUGGGUUUAAUAUCAUGAAUUCGCAAUCUCCCAACCCCAACAUUCUGGUGGGGGCCAUUGUUGGUGGGCCUGACCAACACGAUCAAUUUCCAGAUAAACGGUCAGACUACGAGCAAUCAGAACCGGCAACGUACAUCAACGCACCCCUUGUUGGAGCACUAUCUUAUCUUGCACACUCGUUUGGCCAACUCUAAAACCUUAGUACUCGUAGUACUCUAUAUAACCAACCAAGGGUCCCAAGUAUUUUUAGGUGUUAUCUACAUUUGUUUUUCAGUUAUUAUAGUUCUGAAAUUUCUAGGGGAUGGUGUAUGGGCCGAGACCUAAGAAGGCUCGAGCCCCGAACCUUGUGCACUGUUAUUAAGGUUUUCUUUAUACAUAGCCUUUCCUUGUUCGUGUAGAAGUACUGUGCAAGUGUGAUUUUCGUGCUGCAGCGGCAUUUAUAUCACAAAAGUAAUGCUAAGAGGCUGCUUUGGGACUUGUUAUGUGCAUGUUGUAAUAAUGAUUUAAUUUAUUAUAAUUAUUAAC
Messenger RNA from Ilex paraguariensis (yerba mate), 1941 nucleotides. Lineage: Eukaryota; Viridiplantae; Streptophyta; Magnoliopsida; Aquifoliales; Aquifoliaceae. The record is from the annotation of a GenBank genome assembly.